CCCCGUGUGUUUGUGUGUGUGUAUGUGUGUUGGUGGAUGUGAGUACGGGGAAGCAGCGGCCGCCAUUUCAGAGAGCUUGCCGAAGCUGUCGCAGGGGUGGAUCCUGAGCUGCCGAAGCCGCCGUCCUGAACUUCCGCGCGGGCUCCUCUAAUCCCAUUGUUUCUUUUAGAUUCGCUCGGGCCUAUCCGCCCUCGGAGCCCGAAAUUCGGGCUGGGCGGUACCGCGGCCUGGGCCUAGCGGCUUAACAGUAGCAACAGCGGCAGCAGCAGCAGCCCCCCCCCCUUUCCGAAUACGAGCAUCCUAGGGGCCGGAAAGCCCGCACAGGCGAUUAGAGAAAAUGGCAGACGAUAUUGAUAUUGAAGCAAUGCUUGAGGCUCCUUACAAGAAGGAUGAGAACAAGUUGAGCAGUGCUAACGGCCAUGAAGAGCGUAGCAAAAAGAGGAAAAAAAGCAAGAGCAGAAGUCGUAGUCAUGAACGGAAAAGAAGCAAAAGUAAGGAACGGAAACGAAGUAGAGAUAGAGAAAGGAAAAAGAGCAAAAGCCGUGAAAGGAAGCGAAGUAGGAGCAAAGAGAGGAGGCGGAGCCGCUCAAGAAGUCGAGAUCGCAGAUUCAGAGGCCGCUACAGAAGUCCUUACUCCGGACCAAAAUUUAACAGUGCCAUCCGAGGAAAGAUUGGGUUGCCUCAUAGCAUCAAAUUAAGCAGACGACGUUCCCGAAGCAAAAGUCCAUUCAGAAAAGACAAGAGCCCUGUGAGGGAACCUAUUGAUAAUCUAACUCCUGAAGAAAGAGAUGCAAGGACAGUUUUCUGCAUGCAGCUGGCAGCAAGAAUUAGGCCAAGGGAUUUGGAAGAGUUUUUCUCUACAGUAGGAAAGGUUCGAGAUGUGAGAAUGAUUUCUGAUAGAAAUUCAAGACGUUCCAAAGGAAUUGCAUAUGUGGAGUUUGUUGAUGUUAGCUCAGUGCCUCUAGCAAUAGGAUUAACUGGCCAACGUGUUUUAGGAGUGCCAAUCAUAGUACAAGCAUCACAGGCAGAAAAAAACAGAGCUGCAGCAAUGGCGAACAAUCUACAGAAGGGAAGUGCUGGACCUAUGAGGCUUUAUGUGGGCUCGUUACACUUUAACAUAACUGAAGAUAUGCUUCGGGGAAUCUUUGAGCCUUUUGGAAGGAUUGAAAGUAUCCAGCUCAUGAUGGAUAGUGAAACAGGUCGAUCUAAGGGAUAUGGAUUUAUUACGUUUUCUGAUUCGGAAUGUGCCAAGAAGGCUUUGGAGCAGCUUAAUGGAUUUGAGUUAGCAGGAAGACCAAUGAAAGUUGGUCAUGUUACUGAACGUACUGAUGCUUCCAGUGCUAGCUCAUUCUUGGACAGUGAUGAACUGGAAAGGACUGGAAUUGACUUGGGAACAACUGGUCGUCUCCAAUUAAUGGCAAGACUUGCAGAAGGCACAGGUUUGCAGAUUCCACCAGCAGCACAGCAGGCUCUACAAAUGAGUGGCUCUUUGGCAUUUGGUGCUGUGGCAGAAUUCUCUUUUGUUAUAGAUUUGCAAACAAGACUUUCUCAACAGACUGAAGCUUCAGCUUUAGCUGCAGCUGCCUCUGUUCAGCCUCUUGCAACACAGUGUUUCCAACUUUCUAACAUGUUUAACCCUCAAACAGAAGAAGAAGUUGGAUGGGAUACAGAGAUUAAGGAUGAUGUGAUUGAAGAAUGUAAUAAACAUGGAGGAGUUAUUCAUAUUUAUGUUGACAAAAAUUCAGCUCAGGGCAACGUGUAUGUGAAGUGCCCAUCAAUUGCUGCAGCCAUUGCUGCUGUCAAUGCAUUGCAUGGCAGGUGGUUUGCUGGUAAAAUGAUAACAGCAGCAUAUGUACCUCUUCCAACUUACCACAACCUCUUCCCUGAUUCUAUGACAGCAACACAACUACUGGUUCCAAGUAGACGAUGAAGGAAGAUAUAGUAUCCCUUAUGUACAUAGCUUUUUUUCUUUCUUGAGAAUUCAUCUUGAGUUAUCUUUUAUUUAGAUAAAAAUAAAGAGGCAAGGGUCUACUGUCAUUUGUAUACAAUUCCUGUUACCUUGAAAAAAUAAAAAUGUUAACAGGAAUGCAGUGUGCUCAUUAUCCCUAACUAGCAAAUCCCACUGUAUACAAAGCUGUUCUCUUGUUCUGCCUUUUAAAUGUACAUGUAGAAAUUUACAUUAAGGAUCUAUAGGAAUAGCUCUAGGGGGGGGAACAGAUGUGCUUAAUGUAAAAAGGCAGACAGGGAUGUAAUUAUGUUUUUAAUGUUUCCGAAGCCUAACUUUUUACACAGCAGUUACAUUACACGUUUCACUAAUGUUGAUACUUGGCUAAUGGUUUAGCAGAGGUUUCUGGAGUACACAUUUAGUGUAUGGAAAUUCAAGACAGCUAAAGGGCUGUUUGAUUAACAUCUCAUCUUGCAUCGUGAUCAAUUGGCAAGAAAAGGAGUUUUCAAGAUUUACAUUUCUGGAUGCUAUCUUUUCAAUUAAUGUAUCUGUAAAAGUUUCUUUGUAAAUAUUAUGUGUUCUGAUGUGUCUAAGAUUCCAAACAAAAUGAUCCCUGCAUUUCCUCAAGAUGUUUAGUGACAGUCUGGUAAGCAGAGCAGUCUGAGCAAGAAAUAGGAAAUGCAGAAAUAGGUUUUGUCUGGUUGCAUAUAAUCUUUGCUCUUUUUAAGCUCUGUGAGCUCUGAAAUAUAUUUUUGGGUUACUUCAGUGUGUUUGACAAGACAGCUUGAUAUUUCUAUCAAACAAAUGACUUUCAUAUUGCAACAACCUUUGUAAGAACCACUCAAAUAAAAUUCUCUUAAAAAGGC
Neogale vison (American mink) is the source of this 2811-nucleotide messenger RNA. RefSeq names its product RNA binding motif protein 39 (gene RBM39). Bases 338 to 1930 code for a protein of 530 amino acids. NCBI's taxonomy places the organism in Eukaryota, Metazoa, Chordata, Mammalia, Carnivora, Mustelidae. Gene Ontology annotation, biological process: mRNA processing. The transcript is spliced from 17 exons. The record is from RefSeq and is a predicted model, not a curated record. Gene Ontology annotation, molecular function: RNA binding. Gene Ontology annotation, cellular component: nucleus.